AUCUAAACUGUCAAUGUCAAAAGCUAAAAUCGGAGUUCGCAUUUUCAUAUCACAGUGCUCAGUGGAAUUCAUUUUUUGCUAAUGUGUACAAAAUUGAGGAAGAUAUCAUUCGAAUCAUGUCGAUUGCGGCGCAGUUGCUGAUUAACCUUAUCGCACCCCGAUAGUGUUCACCUGCGCGGGUCACCGAGAUGUAUUGUUUGCAAUGGCUGAUCCCCGUGCUGUUAAUACCGAAGCCUGUAAACCCGGCGUUAGUGAAUACACACGUAAUGUUCAUGGUCUUGUACCUGAUAGGAUUUUUUUUAGAACGGAAGCCGUGUACAGUGUGCAGUGUAGUCUUCCUAGCCGCAGUGAUCCUGAUUUGUUAUAGCGGCAUAGGAAAUUGCUUGUUUUGGGGAACUCAGUGCGAAGGGGAAAAGUAUGAGACCUAGCCGAGCUGUGCUUCCAGAGUUACCAAUCAGUGCUCAAAGUAAAACCAAGUGUUCCAGUCGCGCGAAGUGGCAGGAAAUUUAACAGUCGACGUGGACUGCACACGGUGUUAUAUUUUAUAUUUUUGUAAAUAAUGUAAAUUUUCAAAUUUACAUUUCUGUAUUGUUGUGUAUGUUGGCCGGUUGCAAUCAAGUACUUUUUAUGUAAUAUAAACAGGAGGGAAUUUUUUCUAGCUAUUAAAAUAAUAUCACAAUACACAUAUCUGGAGGGUCAUAAACUAAACCAGCAAAUUAACUCAUGACAGUGUAUUGAUCUUAUAUACCUACCAUAAUGUGAAGAAAAUUAAUUACUUCAUUUUAGCAAUACUUUUGUACAGAUAUUUAGACUGAUGUUCCAUGAUCCCGUUUCACUUCAGAUCAAAAGUGAGAUUUGUGGAUAACAUCUGAGAAGUUAGCCCUAUAUUUAAAUAGAAGGAACUGGGUGAAAUGAUCCCAGAAUGGGAGGGCUGAACAUCUGGACUGGUACCCAUAACCAGGAAAUAAUAACCAUAUAUUUUGUCUUUCUUUGAUUUGUUAUUUUAACUACUAAUACUUAUAAACUAACUGGAUGUAUAAGUAAUCUUUUUAUAAUUAACUGUAUCAACAGUAGUGUUAUAAUUUUGUUAGAACUUAAUACAUAACUUUUUGAAACUGACAUAUUUGGGAAAAGUCUUUGUGACCUAAAUGACCUUACAAAAUAAGUCUGACAUAUGCCUGCAUGUUAAUUGCUAUUUUUGUUUUUUCUAUUAUGUGCAAUAAAUGUUUACAGACAUAGUGUAAUAUGGCAAUCUUCUCAUAGAUCUUUUUAAUAUUUUAUAAGUCUGUCUUAAGGAACAGGUAUGAGUUAAUACUUACUUCCCUCGAGGACUAUUCACAGUUAAUUAUUCAACAAAAUUUAAGUAACAGUUGUUUACAAUCACUUAUAUUAAUUGUUUACAAACUUUUAAGUCUUAACUCUCCUUUUCAUUAAAAAGUUAAGGUUAAAAGUAUAUUUUGUCACUAUCAAAUACUGUAAAGUAAGAUAGAGACAAAACAUAAAUUAGUUUUAACUUUAUGAAUAAGAGGGUAAGACUUCUGCAAUGCAAAUUAUUUAAUUUGAUUUAUAAAAAUCUCUAUUAUUGAAAUAUGUUAUAGAAAUGCAUUCACAUAGUAACUUUAGUUAAUUGAAUUGUAAAAAUAAACUUUUUGACUACUUUACAGAUAUAGUUGUGAUAGGAUUUUGGAGGAAUAAGAAUUUUAUAUUUAUUGUAGCCGGCCCAUGACAUUGUCGCUAGGAUUGUACAUUUCUGUACUUAUAUCUCAAUGUUUUGUUAUUCAUUAUUAUGUGAUAAUUGAUGUACAGUUAUUGUUAAUUAUUGAUUAUUAUUAUAUUGUGAAUUACAACAUGGGAAUACAA
This is a messenger RNA of Plodia interpunctella (Indianmeal moth), 1860 nucleotides long. It is a transcript of the gene bc10, whose product is annotated as bc10. The transcript has a single exon. The record is from RefSeq and is a predicted model, not a curated record. Bases 189 to 428 code for a protein of 79 amino acids. Lineage: Eukaryota; Metazoa; Arthropoda; Insecta; Lepidoptera; Pyralidae.